AUCACUCUCAAGGACGGUGCCCCGGCCGAGCAGCUUGAAAAGGCCAAGGAUGAUGCGAAGGCUGCCGGAGGAAUCAUCAAGCAUGAGUACAGCCUCAUCAAGGGGUUCACUGUCGAGUACCCGGAUAACGCGGUGCGUUCCCUGGAAUCAAACGAUCAUAUCCACGUGGAGCAGGACGGCAUAUUGUACUCCGCGUCUUUUCUUGUGUCUGUCUAUUCACGAAGAAUCGAAUAUAUACUACUGUAUAGCAUCAUAAAUACUACUACUAGAGUACAUGAUAUCAUAUGUGAUAUUGACUAUCGCAACUUCCCGUAUUUCACCUGCCCUCGCACGCGUCUCUCCACGACGUCACCGCUGCCCAGACCCAAGUUGGCACAGCGUUCAGCUUCGACCGACGUUGCGAACGAUGAUGUUGCACGACUAGCUGCGAGCCGGCGGCGGCCGUUGACGCUUGCUGACUUGCUCAAACAUGGCCGACCGCCGUUAUCGAAGGAGGCCCUCUUGGCCUCAGCUAAUUUCACCCUAUCGCUUUUGCCUGCUCGUCUGGCGUCUCGGAUCCAGGCUCUGCGAAAUCUACCGUUUAUCGUCGUGUCGAAUCCUCACGUCUCCAAGAUUUAUAACAACUACCUGCACUCGCUCUCGACGUUGCUCCCGUAUCAGAAGCGGCAGAUCACCACGCUGGAAGAGGAGAACCAGUUUGCAGAUGUGCUGGCAGACCUAGUGCAUACACAUACCAACACCAUCCCGAUCCUCGCCCGGGGAUUCCUGGAGUGCAGGAAAUAUGUCAGCCCUGCAGACGUUACCCGAUUCCUCGAUACCCAUCUUCGUGCGCGGAUUGGAACCCGCUUAAUUGCCGAACAACACCUAGCUCUCCAUUUUGCUUCGCAGCCGGUUGGCGGCGGCAGCGGUCAAGCGUCUUCCCCCAAGGUCGUUGCCCCAUCCAACUAUAUCGGAGUCAUCGAUACGGCCCUCCAGCCUGCUCGGAUCAUUAAACUUUGCGAGGACUUUGUCGGGGAGAUCUGCGAACUCAAGUACGGCGUCCGACCCCGCGUCGUCAUUGGUGGAGAGCCAGAUGCGUCGUUCGCCCAUGUUCCUGUGCAUGUCGAAUACAUCAUCACAGAGCUGUUGAAGAAUGCUUUCCGGGCGUCUGUGGAGGCUGGCAAAGAACGCGAACCGAUCGAGGUCACCAUUGCUGCGGCACCAGACGUCCCUGCGCACCAGGUGUGGGACGUGCUCCACAGCCAGACUUCUGGGCUUGAUCCCGACACAGACGUCAAUUUUCAGAUCGACGAUACCGUCCGUGGUACGGCAGACGCGAACGAAUCUAUCCGGUACUCGACCCCGUCUUCACAGAGCAUCACGAUCCGGAUCAGGGAUCGUGGUGGCGGAAUCCCUCCCGCCGUCUUGCCGCAUAUCUGGUCGUACAGCUUCACCACCUUCUCCGACAAUGACGCACAAUCCUCGGAGAACGGUACCAUGGAUGCUCUGAACACCAUUUCGGCCAGUGGCGGCCAGUUAAGCAGCAUAGCCGGGCUGGGAUAUGGCUUGCCGCUCAGCAGAGCAUAUGCGGAAUAUUUUGGCGGAAGCAUUGCCGUUCAAAGUCUUUGGGGAUGGGGGACCGAUGUCUACUUGACUCUGCAGGGGGUGGGGAAGAUUGAAUAG
Molecule: messenger RNA, 1662 nt
Organism: Penicilliopsis zonata CBS 506.65
Lineage: Eukaryota; Fungi; Ascomycota; Eurotiomycetes; Eurotiales; Aspergillaceae
Exons: 6
Biological process (GO): protein phosphorylation; regulation of glucose metabolic process
Cellular component (GO): mitochondrion
Molecular function (GO): pyruvate dehydrogenase (acetyl-transferring) kinase activity
Source: RefSeq, a predicted model, not a curated record